AGUCUAAAUCUGUUAUCCCAAAUACUAUCUUUCACUUCUUGAAUGCUAAAACAUUGUCUAUCUUCUACAAUAUAUAAGAUUGUUUCCUUGUAAUUGUUCGAUUUCCUUCUCAUCUUCCACGAUAUAUAAUAUUGAAAUAACAGUUGGGAGCCGUGAAUGCAGUUGAGGGGUGAAGAUCUGAGCUAUAACUGAACAACCAUGUGUUGUUACCAUUCCUAUCUGCCUCUCCCUUUUCUCACUACACUAUCCUCAAAUACACCCUCACUGCUACUUGGGAGACAAUUUAUCCAUGUCAAACGAAGCACCCUGCUCAAAAUUUGGCCCCCCUUGCAGCUAUGUAGUCAGGUCAGAGCCAGAGGUUAUUAUGCAAAGGGAAUGCGUACUAUUAACAAGAGUAGGACAGGACGUUGUAGCCUUCUCGCGCAGCUCCAUUCACAAUCGAAUAAUGCAGCAGUUGUUGGAGGAGUGCCUGUGGUUGAACAUGCUACAAACAUGGCUGCAAAAGUAAAGGGAUCCGAUCUUAUAUUUUUGGGAACUGGCACUAGUGAAGGCAUUCCUCGAGUGAGCUGCCUCACAAGCCCUGUAAAAAAAUGCCAGGUUUGCCAAGAAGCAGCACAACCUGGCAACAGAAAUAGAAGAUUGAAUACAAGUAUUCUGAUCCGUUAUGCUGGUCCUGCAGGGAGAACUAAUAUUCUUAUAGAUGCGGGCAAAUUCUUUUAUCACAGUGCCCUUCGGUGGUUUCCUCAUUUUGGGCUGAGAUAUUUGGAUGCUUUGUUAAUUACUCACUCACAUGCAGAUGCUAUUGGAGGGCUUGACGAUGUACGCGAUUGGACCAAUAAUGUACAAGAGUUUGUUCCCAUUUAUGUGACGAAACGUGAUCUUGAGGUUAUGGAGAAGACUCAUUACUAUUUGGUAGAUACAAGUGUUACGAUGCCUGGGACUGCUGUUUCAAAGCUACAAUUUAACGUUAUAACUGAAGAACCUUUCCAUGUUCAUGGCCUGAAGGUUACUCCUUUGCCUGUUUGGCAUGGACGGGGUUAUCGCUCCCUUGGAUUUCGCAUUGGUAAUGUCUGUUACAUAAGUGAUGUAAGCGACAUUCCUGAGGAGACAUAUGGUUUACUCAAAGAUUGUGAACUUCUAAUCCUGGAUGCGUUGAGGCCUGAUCGCUCCAGCACAACACAUUUUGGCCUGCCUAGGGCUCUACAAGAAGUCCGCAAAAUUUGUCCUGAACGGACUCUUUUUACUGGAAUGAUGCAUUUGAUGGAUCAUGAUCGAGUCAAUGAGGACUUGGCAAAGUUGAAGGAACAAGAGGGGCUCGACAUCCAACUUAGUUAUGAUGGGCUAUGUGUUCCUAUAAACAUUUGAAUGUAAUUUUAAUUGUCCAAUUUGAUUUGGAUUCAACAUUCAUUUGUUUGCUUUUAUCAUUAUUAAAAAUAAUAGUGGAAUCUCAUUUCUAUAUUGGAAGGAAGGGUUAGUUUUAGUGUAAGUUGGGUUAAUUAUUUUUCAACGACAAUCAGUUUGUAGUUGAGUUGUAAAAAGGCUUUUGGUAGUCAUUGCAUUGUCUAUGUUUAUGAUUCUUGCCUUGGUAGUUCAUUUGUUAUUAA
Messenger RNA from Cryptomeria japonica (Japanese cedar), 1604 nucleotides. Its product is annotated as putative hydrolase C777.06c. Lineage: Eukaryota; Viridiplantae; Streptophyta; Pinopsida; Cupressales; Cupressaceae. The record is from RefSeq and is a predicted model, not a curated record. The transcript has 12 exons. The coding region runs from base 199 to 1365 and encodes 388 amino acids.